CCAUAGAAAGUAUCUUACAAAUACGUGUGUCACACUUCAAUUCUCUUGUCAGCUGGGUGAUCGAUCUCCAUUACACUUUUGGGUUGCGGAUAAUUUUUCGCAAUUACGACUUAAAAUUCCAUUGGUUAAGCGAAAACCCACAGAUAAAAGCACAGUGACUAAGCAGAGGGUCUUUUAAGACCUUUUAAUCCGAAAUUAAUCGCAAAGUUCUGAGCGAAGGUUGAAGCACAUACUCUAUUGUUGUUGUCGAAGAACGCCAGAGAUGCCUUGUUGUAAAACCACUUGUACAUGGGCCCAGAACCUCAAGGUUGGUCCUGAAUAUCGACAGUAUACAGUACAGCUGGUUCGUGAAAUUGGUUGCGUUUGUGAAGGGUACCGUAUCUACGUUAAUGGACAUGAACUGGAGCAUCAUGGAUUGACUUACAAUCCAUGUAGCCCUCUUUGCUUUGGUGGCGGACAGUACGAGUGGGAACAAGAUGGUCAUUCAUUCAUUCUCGUUUUCAAUUCGUUGUCGUGGACGAACUACUUUGGAGGUUUUCGCCUAUUCAUAGAUGGCACAGAUGUGAAUACUGGGCGUGAAUUUUCGUCGUUUUGGCGGCGCCGUGGGUUGCAAGUUAUGUUCGCUGGCCUAGUGUUGCUGUUCUUGGGUACAACUUUAUCAUUGAUAUUUCAUUAUGCACUUUCUAGGCGAACGCAUUUAAUUGCUGUCGGCUAUGCUUUCUUUAUUACUGGUGUGGUUUAUAUUUUGCUCGGGCUCAUUCCAGUCUUACGAUUCCGAAAACCACGGUAUGACAGGGCUGCCGCAGUGGAGUACACAGCUAACACAGUGUGACGCGAAUCCGCAUUUCAAGUGGUUCUUAGGACUUAUGGCUUAGAUUGAAGGUCGAUAAGAGUUUACUGCUACAGUUUAUCAAAGUGUUUCUUACACAGCGACCAGCUCUAUUCGAUGCCUGAAUAGGUUAGCAGCUAAAUAUAUCAAAUGCGUUAAAUUCACAAUACAUUUUUUGUAUUUUAUUACCUUCUCAAGAGGUCAUGUCAUUUUCGUGAAAUAUGUUAUCGAAAAGAAAUUAAAUCAUGUUGGAUGCUCAUUAGGUCAUAAUUUAUAGUGGUUUUAUAGCUAUGACAUUAGGCAUUAACUAUGAUUGAUCUUCACCGGCAUUUUCCAUAAAUAUGUACCUGAUUUGCUGUCAAUUUGAAAAGCCUUUUCACUUGAAAAUAAUCUGAACAUUUCGUUCUUAAUUUUACUUUGGUUUUGAAGUUUCCCUUGUAUUUGGUAAUUUAGCUCUAGUUGUGGCUUGAAUGAGUACUUUUGAGGUUUAGCUAUCAGUAAUGCACACUUUCUGUUACAUUUACAUCUUACCAAGAAUUUAUGAAAGGUAAAAUGGGCUUGCUUAGAAAGGCAGACAUUUCAUGUAGUUUUCAUGGGAGUGAGCCUCUUAAUUAAGAAAAAAUGUAAUUACACUGGGAGGGAAGGGGUUCAGAAAAUACUGAGAACUAUUCUUUCACCACAGAAAUCCUAGGAAAAAAUUGGAUUGCAUGGAACACUUAGGUCAAGGUGAAAGCAGUCAAUAAACAUUUUCUUUUCA
This is a messenger RNA of Pocillopora verrucosa, 1586 nucleotides long. RefSeq lists its product as uncharacterized. Lineage: Eukaryota; Metazoa; Cnidaria; Anthozoa; Scleractinia; Pocilloporidae. The record is from RefSeq and is a predicted model, not a curated record.